Elaeis guineensis (African oil palm) is the source of this 1291-nucleotide messenger RNA. The record is from RefSeq and is a predicted model, not a curated record. NCBI's taxonomy places the organism in Eukaryota, Viridiplantae, Streptophyta, Magnoliopsida, Arecales, Arecaceae.
GUGAUCCCCUUGAUGUAUCAACUAAUGAAGGAAGAGAAAUGAGUAAGAAGAAAGAUCAAGAGCGUGACAUCGGUUGGGAUCAUGGCGAGAUGCUCUCAGCUCGGCAUCAUUAGAGAUGCAAAUGGUGCAACACAAAGUUCAAGGGAGGAGGAGUGACUAGGUUGAAGCAGCAUCUGACUGGUGGUUAUCCUGAUGUGUCCAUGUGUCGGAAAUGUCCGCAAGAGGUCCGACAAUUGAUGAAAAAGCACUUUGUUGAUUCGAAAGCAGCGAAGGAAAGGGCAAAGCAGAAAAAGACCAAAGUAGACCGUCGAGCUGCAGGGCCACCUUCUUAUCACUCUAGAGAGUCAGAGGAGGCUUCUGCUCCAGAUGAUGAGGAGACACAAAUUGAGGCUGUCAUUCAUGCGAGCUUGGCGGAUCAGUACCAGCAGGAGGAGAUGGCCCGGUACAGAGAUCGAUUCGGACCAUCAUACUACAAAUCAGGAUCUGGAUCAGCGAUUGGUAGGGGAGAAUUCGAGUUCAGGAGGACUACCUCAGUCAGAGAGCCUGGUGGUAGAGGGAGCAGACGCAGCAUAUCUUCUUUGUUGGGAGCUUUUGGCCGUAGGAGGAGGUCCUCCAGAGAUAUUCCAGCAGGAGCCAGCAUUCAGGAUUUGGAUCCACAUGCUUUGUCCAGCAAGGAUUCAAAGCAGCAGAGAAUUGACAGUAUGCUGAAAAAAGAUAAGAAGGAUAUGUGGCGAGCUAUUAGAUUAUGGUUUCAUUUCAGCCAUAUUCCAGCAAAUGCAGCAGUCAAUCCUUACUAUCGAUCUGCUAUUUCAGCCAUAGAGGCUGCCAGCCAGGGUGUAGAUCCUCCAGGACCUAAGGACAUCUAUGGUCAGCUUUUUGACAGCAAUAAGGAGGAUCUGCAGAGAUGGAUUGCUUCUUACAAAAAUAAAUGGCCUACAUACGGUCUGACAGUGAUGUGUGAUGGUUGGACAGGUCCUACUAGGCGGAGCAUCAUUAAUUUUUUGACAUACUGUGAUGGAAAAAUAUUUUUUCACAAAUCAAUCGAUGCUUCAAAUAAGAUGCACGAUGCCACAUAUAUCCUUGAUCUGAUGGAGGAGGUGAUUGAUUCAGUGGGUGAGCAGCAUGUCGUGCAGGUCAUCACAGAUAAUGGACCAUAAUAUAAGGCUGUCGGGGAGUUACUGAUGGAGCAGCGACCGCAAAUAUGCUAGAUUCCAUGUGCUGCACAUUGCAUUGAUCUUAUAUUGAUGGAUAUCGGAAAGAUUCGCAGGGUGCAGCAGGUAGUGGACAUUGC